AUGUCGGCUUCUGGUCCCAUAAGCAACUAUUAUGUAGAUUCCUUGAUAAGUCAUGAAAAUGAAGAGCUCUUGGCAUCAAGGUUCCCAGCCACUGGCUCUCACCCUGCAGCCGCUAGACCUUCAGGAUUAGUACCGGACUGUGCCGAUUUUCCAUCCUGCAGUUUUGCCCCUAAACCGGCCGUUUUUACUACUUCAUGGGCUCCCGUGCAUUCUCAGUCUUCUGUGGUUUACCAUCCGUAUACCCACCAGCCUCACAUUGGGGCUGACACCAGGUAUAUGCGCACUUGGUUGGAACCCAUCUCAGGCGCUGUGUCCUUCCCUGGCUUCCCACCCAGCAGCAGGCAUUACGGGCUCAAGCCGGACGCUUUCCCCGGCCGAAGGGCGGAAUGUGGCCCGGUGGACGGGCGUAGUUAUCCGGAUUACAUGUACGGAUCCCCGGGUGAUCUCAGAGACCGAACUCCGCAGACUAUACCCUCUCCGGAAUCGGAGGCAGUCGCUUCGAGCAAACACAAAGAAGAAAAGAACGAAUUAGACCCUAGCAAUCCCGUGGCAAAUUGGAUUCACGCACGUUCCACAAGGAAGAAAAGAUGUCCUUAUACAAAGUAUCAGACCCUGGAACUGGAAAAAGAGUUUUUAUUCAAUAUGUACCUCACACGGGACCGGAGGUACGAAGUAGCCAGAGUUCUUAAUCUCACUGAACGCCAAGUCAAAAUCUGGUUUCAGAACAGGAGAAUGAAAAUGAAGAAAAUGAAUAAAGAAAAAACCGAUAAAGAACAGCAAUAA
Gopherus evgoodei (Goodes thornscrub tortoise) is the source of this 783-nucleotide messenger RNA. RefSeq names its product homeobox C9 (gene HOXC9). Gene Ontology annotation, biological process: embryonic skeletal system morphogenesis; DNA-templated transcription; anterior/posterior pattern specification. The record is from RefSeq and is a predicted model, not a curated record. Gene Ontology annotation, cellular component: nucleus. NCBI's taxonomy places the organism in Eukaryota, Metazoa, Chordata, Testudines, Testudinidae. Gene Ontology annotation, molecular function: RNA polymerase II cis-regulatory region sequence-specific DNA binding; DNA-binding transcription factor activity, RNA polymerase II-specific. The transcript has 2 exons. The coding region runs from base 1 to 783 and encodes 260 amino acids.